Molecule: messenger RNA, 732 nt
Organism: Closterium sp. Yama58-4
Lineage: Eukaryota; Viridiplantae; Streptophyta; Zygnematophyceae; Desmidiales; Closteriaceae
Source: the annotation of a GenBank genome assembly
AUGGCUUCGUUUGCGAGCACCGUCGCGCUGGCGCCGAAUGCGGCUCUGUGUCGUUCAGACCUCUGCGGGGGGCGUCAUGAGGCUUCACUGAAGAGCAGGCAGCUGUUAGGAACUGGCUUCUCAACGUCCGUCGCACAAGGUCUGUCGGCUGAAGGAAAUGCGGUUCAGGUAUCGUCGCUUUCCAGAAGAGCGGCGACUCUCAGACGGCAAGGAGCCACGAGAUGCGGAUAUGCAGUGAAAGAGUCGCGGGGCGGAAUCGCAGGCGAGGGCUUUCGUUUUGGGGUGGUGGUGUCCAAGUUCAACGACAUUGUAACGAAGCCUCUACUGUCGGGGGCGAUUGAGACGUUCAGGAGGCAUGGCGUGGACAAGGACCACAUUGAGGUGGCGUGGGUGCCGGGCAGCUUUGAAAUUCCCCUCGUGGCGCAGGAGAUGGCAAAGUCGGGCAACUUUGACGCUGUGCUCUGCAUUGGCGCUGUGGUGCGGGGCUCCACCACUCAUUAUGAUGCUGUUGCGAAUAACGCUGCCAGUGGCGUCCUGAGCGCAGGUCUCAACUCAGGCAUUCCGUGCGUCUUUGGGGUGCUCACGUGCGAGACAAUGGAGCAGGCGAUGGACAGGGCAGGAGGCAAGCUUGGCAACAAGGGAGCAGAGGCCGCCGUCACAGCAAUUGAGAUGGCUAGCUUAAUGGCAAUGUUGCGUGCCUCCGGCUCAGCUGCCCUUGAAGCCCCCGAGUGA